Messenger RNA from Aureobasidium musti, 1083 nucleotides. The record is from the annotation of a GenBank genome assembly. NCBI's taxonomy places the organism in Eukaryota, Fungi, Ascomycota, Dothideomycetes, Dothideales, Saccotheciaceae.
AUGAGAGAGGUACAACUCGACGAACAAGCUGAGGUUCUACUAUCUAAGACUUUCAAUUCACGAGAUUCGACCCCAUUACCUGCUGAGCUCGCAAAUCUCAGCUGCCGUCUUCGUUACUUCCUCUUGGUCUGGACUGUCAAAAUCACCAUCGCAGUACAAUUGGCCUAUUUACGUCUCUUCUAUCCAACGCCUGAAAUCCGACCGACCUUCACCAAAUCCUACCCCUGCCGACCACAGCUUCCUGUACGCAUCUUUGUGCCUAAGUCUCGGCGCGAAGGAGAUCAGAGCUCUCUUCCACUUUACAUCAGCAUUCAUGGAGGAGCAUUUGCGACCUGUGAUGCUUCGAUUGACGAUUCAUUCUGCCAGUCCUGGUGCGAGCGUACGGGGAUGAUAGUGGCAAGUCUCAACUACCGCAAAGCACCAAUCUAUCGGUUCCCUGUCCCCGUGAUCGACGUCGCUGCAGUCGCACGUGCUGUUAUAGACGACGGAACAUUGAAUAUCGACAAAUCACGCAUAGUCAUGGCUGGCUUCAGUGCUGGCGGUAAACUAGCGUUGACAUCUUGCCAGUUGCCCGAGCUGCGGGGCAGAAUUACCGCUGCGAUAUCUUAUUUCCCAAUUGUAGACUGGAGUGCCCCUCCGCAUGUCAAAUGGGCCGAACGACUCUACACGGAGAAGGCGACUGAAUCACUCAAUACUGCUGGUCCAGCCUUGGACUGGGCCUAUGUUCCCUCGGGCCAGAACCGGAAAGCAAAACUGCUUAGUCCUUGUUAUGCCGAAAGAGAAGAACUACCCAAAUGGGUGUGUCUGAUUGGAGCGCAACAUGAUAUGCUCUGUCGUGAAUCUCGAGACAUGAUCUAUUCGCUUGCUGGAGAAGACGUCCCAGAGACAGGUUGGGACCAAGGUUGGGAAAAGGGGACCUAUAAGUGGGUUCUCGCGAUGGGCGUGAGGCAUGGAUUUACCGAUGAGUUUCGAAAGAAACGGGGUCAAGGAUCUGCAAAACGUAGAGAAGUCUGCGAGGAAGUGUAUGCUUCCGUGCAUAAAUGGCUGGAAACCAAGGUUUUCACAACAAAGUCGAGACUCUGA